This is a messenger RNA of Ipomoea triloba (trilobed morning glory), 1312 nucleotides long. RefSeq names its product haloacid dehalogenase-like hydrolase domain-containing protein At4g39970. The coding region runs from base 91 to 1023 and encodes 310 amino acids. Lineage: Eukaryota; Viridiplantae; Streptophyta; Magnoliopsida; Solanales; Convolvulaceae. Gene Ontology annotation, molecular function: hydrolase activity. The record is from RefSeq and is a predicted model, not a curated record. The transcript has 11 exons.
AAACGCAAUUUGCGCAUAGCCACUCAAACCAUACCCGCCAAAUCCCCAAACCGUCGCCGCCGUCGUCGUGGUGAGUGGACAGUCGCAGCUAUGGCGGCGUGUACGGCGCUUCUCUCUCCUCCAUCACUCUCGUCUUCUUCCAACUCUCUCUUCUUCUCUACUCCAGUCGCGAGGGCUUCCGGCCUCAGAACCCAGCCGCUCUCUUCCCGCGUAAAACGCCUGUCGGUUUCGGCUUCGGCUUCUUCGGGGCGUGCGCUAGACGCUCUGAUCUUCGACUGCGACGGCGUUAUAUUGGAGUCGGAGCACCUCCACCGGCAAGCCUAUAACGACGCUUUCUCUCACUUCAAUGUCCGCUGCCCGUCUUCCCCUUCUUCUGAGACGCUGAAUUGGGGUAUCGAAUUCUACGAUGAUCUCCAGAACCGAAUCGGCGGUGGAAAACCUAAAAUGCGAUGGUAUUUUAAGGAGCACGGAUGGCCGACGUCUACAAUCUCUGAUAAGCCUCCGGAAGACGAUGCCGAUAGAUCCAAUCUAAUUGACAUUCUUCAAGAUUGGAAGACUGAAAGAUACAAACAGAUUAUCAAAUCUGGAACUGUUAAGCCUAGACCAGGAGUUUUGAGAUUGAUGGAUGAAACCAAGGCUGCUGGCAAGAAACUGGCUGUUUGCUCUGCUGCAACUAAAAGUUCAGUCAUACUUUGUCUGGAAAAUCUGAUUGGACUGGAACGAUUCCAUGGCCUUGACUGCUUUCUUGCAGGCGACGAUGUGAAGGAAAAAAAGCCUGAUCCUUCAAUAUACAUAACAGCUGCCAAGAAGCUUGGCGUGUCAGAGAGAAAUUGUUUGGUGGUAGAGGAUAGUGUCAUUGGACUGCAGGCUGCAACAAGUGCGGGGAUGUCGUGUGUGAUCUCAUAUACAUCAUCCACUGCUAAUCAGGAUUUCAAAGAAGCCAUUGCAAAAUAUCCCGACUUGAGUGAUGUUAGACUGAAGGACUUAGAGUUGCUGCUUCAAGAUGUGGUUUCCAUGAAGUAGUAAGACUAUUAGAACAAGAAGGAUAUUAUGCACCAUUGUGGCUGGUCCUGUUGAAGUGAACUGGAACAGAAGUGUGGUAACAAUAGUUUGGCUCUGUUGCAGAAUGCCUGGGUUUUGAUUAAUGAACCAUUGGAGAAGGAAGCAAAGCAGGAAAGAUUAAUUAAGGGUUUUACAUCUUUUUAAAUUCAAGAAUUCAUUAAUUAUAAGUUAUAGACAUAAAGUUCUCUUCAUAUUUUUCUUGUUAAAACUUCUGACAUUAAAGUAAAGUUUUUGUCAAUUUGAUUCAUAA